This is a messenger RNA of Coturnix japonica (Japanese quail), 1141 nucleotides long. It is a transcript of the gene SAP18, whose product is annotated as Sin3A associated protein 18. Gene Ontology annotation, biological process: negative regulation of DNA-templated transcription. Gene Ontology annotation, cellular component: nucleus. Lineage: Eukaryota; Metazoa; Chordata; Aves; Galliformes; Phasianidae. Gene Ontology annotation, molecular function: transcription factor binding; transcription corepressor activity. The record is from RefSeq and is a predicted model, not a curated record.
UGUGGCCCUCCUCUGGACCCUUUCCAAAAUCUCCAUGUCUUUUUUGUACCUGGACAACCGAACAGCCCCCACAGAGCGCGGCGUUGCUCCGGGCCGGCAGCACGACGCCGCUCCGGCCCCAUCUCCCUCAGCGGGCACCGACCGGCCGCAGCCACAGCCUCCUCACAGCCCCGUCACAGCCCCCUCACAGCGCGCUUCAUCCCACUUCAACCCCCUCACACCCUCACAGCGCUCCCGCGCUCUCAGUCGCCAGCCGCGCCCAGCACGCAUGCGCGCACCGCCGCCUUCGCUCCACUAUCGCGAGAACCGUGAGCGCGCCGCGAGACAUCCGGGUAGUGCACUGCGGGACAACAUGGCGGUGGAGUCGCGCGUCACGCAGGAGGAGAUCAAGAAAGAGCCGGAGAAACCGAUCGACCGCGAGAAGACGUGUCCGCUGCUGCUCCGCGUCUUCACCACCAACAACGGGCGGCACCACCGCAUGGACGAGUUCUCCCGCGGCAACGUGCCCUCCAGCGAGCUGCAGAUCUACACAUGGAUGGACGCGACUCUGAAGGAGCUGACCAGUCUGGUGAAGGAGGUGUACCCAGAAGCACGGAAGAAGGGCACACACUUCAAUUUUGCAAUCGUUUUUACAGAUCUCAAGCGACCGGGCUACAGGGUGAAGGAGAUCGGCAGCACCAUGUCGGGCAGGAAGGGCACAGACGAUUCGAUGACGUUGCAGUCCCAGAAAUUCCAGAUAGGAGACUACCUGGAUAUCGCCAUUACACCACCCAACCGCGCCCCGCCGCCUUCCAGCCGCAUGAGGCCAUACUGAGCCACGGCUGCUUUGUACCGUGAUCUUUUCUGCUUAUUCCUCCUUGCUGUUCUAAAGCAGGUUUUUUUUUUUUAUUGUCUUUGUUGCAAAGUAAGGACACCUGAAGACAAAGCUAAACGUCAAGGGUGUAAGUCACAUUUUAAGCCUUUCAGUUUGUUUGUUUAGAAGGAACGCUUAAUCUUUAGCAGUGCCAUCACUCUUUUCCUUGGCUGGUCCAUAGUUUGCUAAGUAGGUCAUUGUGUCUUGUGUGUCAGGUAGAAUGCAACCAGGAGGAUGACAGGUGUUCUGUACUUCUGUCUUGUGUGGAAUAAAGAUGGCUGUUAUUAA